Messenger RNA from Hypanus sabinus (Atlantic stingray), 4148 nucleotides. It is a transcript of the gene slc6a4a, whose product is annotated as solute carrier family 6 member 4a. Lineage: Eukaryota; Metazoa; Chordata; Chondrichthyes; Myliobatiformes; Dasyatidae. Gene Ontology annotation, cellular component: neuron projection; membrane. The record is from RefSeq and is a predicted model, not a curated record. Bases 222 to 2210 code for a protein of 662 amino acids. Gene Ontology annotation, molecular function: serotonin binding; serotonin:sodium:chloride symporter activity. Gene Ontology annotation, biological process: sodium ion transmembrane transport; serotonin uptake. The transcript is spliced from 14 exons.
CCCACACUUCCUGGGAGGUGGUGUUCGCCGACGGAGCUCAGGUUGAGAACGAUACGACUCUUUCAGGAAGCUUCGUACCGGGACACCAGUGAGAGGAAUUGACGGAAGUUGUAAAGUGCAGUCAAUAGAUUUAUACCAAGAGGCUUUACUCGAGUGGAUCAGGUGCCAGAUAGUAGGUUUUGCGUCCAAUGGACAUCAAAACAGUCCCAUAGGCCGGCGGAAUGGCGAAGAUCCUUCACUUACACAAAGAGGUGUCGCCCCUUAAUUCCGAGAAGCUGACGCCGGAAAAUCUGAAGGAGGAAGAGGAUUAUAAAGAGAAUGGAGUUUUGAUCCAGAGUCCCAGAUCGAGCCACAAGAACCACGAGGAAGGCAGCAAGGCACCCUCCAACUUGAGGGAAAAGGGCGAAAAGGGCAAUAUAUCCAAUAAUUACUCAGCUGUUCAGAGCCCAGUUGGACCCAAUGGUAGUAGUGACGAGGCUGACGACCCCAGUCGCAUUCCGUCGGACGGUUAUGGACUUCAGGAGCUGGAUAAAACAGUUCCAGACAGCCGAGAAACCUGGCACAAAAAAGGAGACUUUUUGCUCUCGGUCAUAGGCUAUGCGGUCGACCUCGGCAAUGUGUGGCGAUUCCCAUACAUCUGCUACCAAAACGGAGGCGGUGCCUUCCUCUUACCAUAUCUUCUGAUGGCUGUGUUUGGUGGUAUCCCACUGUUUUAUAUGGAGUUGGCACUGGGACAGUACCAUAGAAAUGGAGCCAUUUCAGUAUGGGCAAAGAUAUGUCCAAUUUUCAAAGGGAUUGGAUAUGCAAUCUGUAUAAUAGAUCUAUAUGUUGCCUUUUACUACAAUACUGUUAUGGCCUGGGCUCUAUACUACCUCUACUCUUCAUUUACUUCUGAGCUCCCAUGGACCAACUGUAACAACAACUGGAACACUGGAAACUGUACCAACUACUUCCAAAAGGAUAAUGCCACGUGGACAAAGUUUUCUGCCUCUCCUGCUGAAGAAUUUUAUACUCGCAAAGUGCUUAAGAUCCACAAAUCCAGUGGUUUGGACAACUUGGGAGGCAUCAGCUGGCAUCUAUUUAUUUGUCUGCUACUUAUAUUUACUGUAGUGUACUUCAGUAUCUGGAAAGGCAUACGGACUUCUGGAAAGGUUGUAUGGGUAACAGCCACUCUUCCCUACAUAGUCUUGUUUAUUCUCUUGGUGCGGGGUGCAACCUUGCCAGGGGCCUGGCGUGGAAUCCUCUUCUAUCUAAGGCCUGAAUGGAAAAAGCUAUUUACCACCCAGGUGUGGGUAGAUGCUGCAGCACAGAUUUUCUUUUCGCUUGGCCCAGGAUUUGGUGUUCUGUUGGCAUUUGCCAGCUAUAACAAAUUCACCAACAACUGUUACAAGGAUGCAUUGGUCACAAGCGCUGUGAAUUGCUUUACCAGUUUUGUGGCUGGCUGUGUUAUUUUUACCAUUCUUGGGUACAUGGCAGAAAGGAGGAAUGAAGAAGUAGCUGAAGUGGCCAAAGAUAUCGGGCCCAGUCUACUUUUCAUCACCUAUGCAGAGGCAAUGGCCAACAUGCCUGCGUCAACAUUUUUUGCCAUAAUAUUUUUCUUAAUGUUGAUCACUCUGGGCUUAGACAGCACGUUUGCAGGUCUGGAAGGAGUGAUAACAGCAGUAUUGGAUGAAUAUUCUGUGUUACUUAGAAAUCGCCGCGAAUGGUUUGUGCUCGGCCUAGUUGUGAUUUGCUUUUUGGGAGCUAUGAGCACUCUCACAUAUGGUGGGGCAUAUGUGGUGAAAUUCUUUGAAGAAUAUGCUACAGGUGCUGCUAUUAUUGCUGUGGUGUUUCUAGAAUCAAUAGCUGUAUCAUGGUUUUAUGGAAUGAAGCGUUUUUGCCGGGAUAUUAAAGAGAUGCUUGGUUUCAGUCCAGGCUUGUUCUGGCAAAUAUGCUGGGUCGCCAUUAGCCCACUUUUCCUUCUGUUCAUCAUCAUUAGUUUCCUGUCAAUUCAGCCAGAAGUUAAACUCUUUGACUACACCUAUCCUUAUUGGACUGCAGUGGUUGGCUAUUUCUUGGGGAUUUCAUCAGUUAUUUGUGUUCCAUCUUAUAUGGUUUACAAGAUUAUAAUUACUCCAGGGACAUUUAAAGAGAGAAUCUUGAUAAGUAUAACUCCUGAAGUUGAAGAAAAUGAAACUCCUAAUUCUGGUGUCCAUCUGAAUGCUAUUUAAAACAACCAUUGUUGGUGCUCUCAGCUUCCUGGACUGACUGCUCAGAUCAGCAAAUGGUAUCACAAGAUCAAAACCUGAACCCAAAGUAAUAGAUAAACACGUUCAGAGUGAGCUUCAAACUGCAGCUUUAGUGAUAUCAGUAUUUCCUUCAAAAUAUUGAUUUUUCUUCAUAUUUUACUGGUAUACAUUGUAUUGAUAUAAACAUUCACACACAAAUGUAAACUUAAUGAUGAGUUAAAUGAACAUUCCAGUUUCUCUUUUAUUGCCCAUUGGGCAUUAUACUACACUUUUUAUAUAUUAAAGAGGAAUGACUAUUAGUGACUGCAGACUGUUUCUAUGUUCUAUAAUGUAAUUUUGUGUAUUUUAAUUGGGAAAAUAAUAUUUCUAUUUAUAGGAAACUUCUUUUCAUUAAAAUGUGGCAUUAUUUUCAUGACUAGUGUUCCAAAGCAUGACUUCAAAAUUAAUUAUAAAUUUGCAUUAAAUGCAAGCCAGCGUUUUGUUGGAUUGUAAUGUUUACUUUAAGUUAUACCUCGCACAUUUACUUGUAUAUUUUUCAUUUUUAAUCUGUGUAGCCAUGAAGCAAUUGUAUUUGAUAUAUUACUUCACAUGUGUUCUGGGUGCCUUAUUUCUUAAUUUAAAUUUUAUAAACAAGAAAGAAACAUUCAGAGUCACUCAAAGAUACAUAACUGGAAUAGAUAGUAAGCAUUUGUUUUGAUAAAAUAAGUGGAUUUUCUGUUUAAAUGUUUUGCAAGAAGUGAUUAAUAUAAUUUUACAAGGCUUUUCAAUAUAUGUUUCAAGAUAGAUUUCGGUACUCCAGUACUAUGUAAAUGUGUCAAAGUUAAAUGAUAUAUAGCAAUCUUAUUGGUGGAUGGCAUAUUAAUCAAAUUUUCUGGACACCCCAAACUGCUUUACAAGCAUUUUGGGCACAGCAAACUCCUCACACAACAUGACAAUAACUAAACAGUUAUUUUGCAGCCAGCUGGUGCAUAUAAUCAUUAGUUCCUAUACAUCUCAAAUGACCUAUUUAAAAACAAUUAAAUCUGUUAACAUUUUAUAUUGUAUUUCCGUUCAUCACAGAGAUGGUGUAAAUUUUGUUUUAAAAUUUACAAAUAAGCAAAUAAAAGUAUUACGAGAUCCAUGCCGAUUCCAAUUAUCUAUGAAACGCUUUUGUCCUUAAUCACUGCAAAAGAUUGGUCAAAAACUUCAUAUCGAACAAGGUUUCACAUUGUGUAGUGAAAAUACAAUUUUGCAAUGGCCGUAUUAGAUGCCCUUUUGCAAAGAAGACAAAUAGAGAUUGAGUAUGCAGUUAUUACUUUGUGGUAUUGUAUCUAAAUGCUUUAAAGGGUAACAUUACUUAUGUAAUUGUGCUUAAAAACAUUUUGCCUUUACCUCUGAAAGCAGAAUGAACAGAGCAAAGCUAGACUAAGCACAGGUGAAAACAUCCCCUUAAUAUAAAUGUUCUCUUUGGGGCUUGUUGCCAUGCAGUCAAAAUUUCAAGGCAGGAUUGUUAGCAUCAGACUGCAUUGGUAUAUAAAUUUGAUUUGACAUUACUCAGACGCAAUUGUGAAUACUGUAAAAAUUGGCUAGCUUAUGAAAUGUACAUCUGAAAGACUUCAAUUAUUGUGCAGCAAAAUGCUCCAUCUAGUGGCCUGUAACUCCUUCACCGAUUAGCCUCAACUACAUAGUGGGCACAAACCUAAUAGUAUUUCCAUAUUUGUGAGAUUGACUGGUUUGUUUCUGGAACUGGUUAUAUCAAGCCAUUUUGUACAUCUACAGUACUUGUUGGUCAAGUCCGUAAGUUUAUUGAAACUGCUAUUCAUGUGUUACUGAUGAAUGUAUUUGUCCAGCUUUUGUAUGCAAAUUAUUUCUAACUGUAUUUAUGCAGAUGUAUGCUCCUGUUACUGGUAUCACUUUACAUAAUUAUUAAAUAAAGUUUAU